CUCUCUGUUGUUUCUCUCUCACUCCAGUCCAAAGUCCAAGCCAGGGGACCAGAUGAUUUGCCUGACUAUAAAAGAGACCCUGUAUCUGACUAGCAGCACAACACCAUAAACACACACACAAACACUCACAACCCAUCCAUCCAUCACAGUCAUAAACUCUGCCUGCACUGCAUGAGUUUGGCAAAUACAUUUGACAAAUAUUACAACAUAUCAAAACACUCAAUGACCAGAUACAGGCAAGCUUUACACAACAAUCAUGGGGCAUCUCAGCAGACACCUUUGAUAGCACUUAAAUUAAGGACACUCUCUCUCUCUCUCAAACACACACACACACACACACACAGAAAACACACAUCACUGGCUGCACUGAUAAAGCUGCUGUUUAUAGCAGCACGAGAGGACUGACUUGUUUGUGCAUCAUUCAUCUAAACUAAAGUUGGCGAGAGGAGGAUGCACUAAACAGCACAAACACCAAAUUCUUGGUAAUGGACUUGCUCCACAGCUCCGGUGUGAGCAGCACAUACUACCUGCAGACCCACUUCAGCCACAGGCAGGGCUACUUCCUGUCAGUCUCUAUGGCAACUGACCUACGUAACACCUUCUUCUUGUUGUUCCCCAUAUGGUUUCAUCUACGGCAAGCUGAAGCCAUCAAACUGGUGUGGGUGGCAGUUGUGGGAGACUGGGUCAACCUCAUGCUGAAAUGGCUUCUGUUUGGAGAACGUCCCUAUUGGUGGGUUCAGGAGACGGGUUACUAUGGUAACUCCUCCCAGCCAAUGAUAGAGCAGUUCCCCAUGACCUGCGAGACUGGACCAGGAAGUCCGUCAGGUCACGCCAUGGGGGCUGCAGGAGUCUACUACACCAUGAUGUCAUCACUUGUUGCCAUAGUGUUGAAGGAAGAAGGACAUCAAAUCAAGAAAUGGUGUGUGCGUGUCUCACUGUGGACACUGUUCUGGUGUGUGCAGCUGUGUGUGUGCCUCUCCAGGGUCUUUGUCGCUGCUCACUUCCCACACCAGGUCAUCACAGGAGUUGUCAUAGGUAUCCUGGUGGCAGAAUCUCUCAGCCGGACCUGGCAGAUCCGCAAGGCCGGCCUGUACUCUUACCUCCUCACCUCCCUGCUCCUCCUGUCCCUGGCUCUCCUCUUGUACCUGUGCCUCCAGCUGGUUGGCGUGGACCUCCUCUGGAGUGUGGAGAAAGCGCGGUGCUGGUGCCGCCGAGCAGAAUGGGUCAGCGUGGACACCAGCCCCUUGGCCAGCUUGUUCAGAAACACUGGGACUCUGCUGGGCCUUGGCCUGGGGCUCCACUCGCCUCUGCAUGCUCACGCCAACACAGUGAUGGCCGGCAGGUAUGCUAAGGGUGCCAUCUACAGGUCCGUCUGUUUAAGUGCAACACUGGUGCUGCUGCACUUAUUUGACUCUGCUUUUCGGCCACCAGUACACAGCGGAGCUCUGUUCUAUCUGCUGUCGUUCUGUAAAAGUGCCACUGUGCCUCUGGCUACUGUGGCUAUAGUUCCCUACUGUGUCACUGCAGCACUGGGAUACAAAGCUGAGAAGCUUGUGUGA
Molecule: messenger RNA, 1559 nt
Organism: Plectropomus leopardus (leopard coralgrouper)
Lineage: Eukaryota; Metazoa; Chordata; Actinopteri; Perciformes; Serranidae
Product: glucose-6-phosphatase catalytic subunit 1-like
Biological process (GO): glucose 6-phosphate metabolic process; gluconeogenesis
Cellular component (GO): membrane
Molecular function (GO): glucose-6-phosphatase activity
Source: RefSeq, a predicted model, not a curated record